UACACGAGUAUUCAGAACGACUAGAAAAAUAUUUGAUGAAUGAAUGUGGUAUAAAAAAGUAUGACUUCUCAAAAUUUAUUGAGCUUAGAGUUAUAGGAGAAGGUGGAUCCGCAAUCAUGUAUUCAGCAAAAUUUCAAGAUGAAACAUAUGCAUUAAAAAGUUUACGAACUAACUUGCAUAUUCCCGAAAAAUCAUUGAAAAAAUUCAUCCGUGAGUAUAAAUGUUUUAAUGAUGUCAAACAAAAUCAUGAUAACAUUGUAAACUUCUAUGGAAUCGCGAGAGAACGCCCAGAACUGAUAGAAAUUUCUCAUGAGCUUGAAAGGUUAUCUACAGAAAAGUCUGUUGAGUUCAUCAGAAACGAUCUUAAAGAUCAUUAUGAGUAUACAAAUAAUAAUAGCAAAAAAGCCCGAAGUAGAUUGAAAAAAGGCGAUGUUUCUGUUGAAGGUACAACUACUCAAAAAAAAUAUACAAUUGAUGAAACUAUCAAAGAAUGUCAAAUUAAAAUUUAUAAUUGUGAUGAAUUUGAAAUAUCGGAUGGUGAAAAAGCAUAUUGGAAAAGUCGCAAAGUUAUGGUUACUCUGAAUGAUUUAGAUGUAGAUAUCCAUGAAUCUAUUAAUGAGGAUACCCAGGAAAUAUGUGAAACUCUCCAGCAAGAGCAAAAUAGGUUGUCAAUUCAACCCACGACUCAAGAAACAUCUGAGAGUAAUUCCAAAUCUUGUUUAAUAAAGACAGAACAAUUCGAAUUAAUUUGUAAAUGGAUUGAACAAGUUUCUCGUGGAAUUCUUUACAGAAAUGUAAUUGAUAUAACAAAAUAUCGCAGCAAAGUUGGAUCAUCAAGAGUUGAUUAUGGCCCAUGUUUUCGAGAUUUGCGUAUGGUCAAUAAUUUUAAAAGUGACUGUGAAUGUAUUCGUCUUAUUGGAAAGUCAAAAAACAGAUUCUCUGUAGAAGA
Molecule: messenger RNA, 949 nt
Organism: Scutellospora calospora
Lineage: Eukaryota; Fungi; Glomeromycota; Glomeromycetes; Diversisporales; Gigasporaceae
Source: the annotation of a GenBank genome assembly